CUGCCAGGGACCUUCUACUAUCUUCUCCCAGGACUGAGUAUUGUUGGACCUCUGACUAAGCAAACUGGCUGGCUCCAUUGCGCUGGACCUGAAUUUCGAAAGAGAGCAUCAUAGGAAACCCGAGCAAAUAGUGUCCAUCCGCAUUCGCCCCGACGCUGAAGCUUCGGAUGACAAGUGAAACUUUGUGUCAUUCUCCGGAGCGCACAGCAGACAAGCUAACUGAUGGUACAAACGUUGGUUUGACCCUAGGAAGCUCAACGACUUCUUCUAUUGGACAGUAUUGAUAGAGUACGGCAAAGCCGCGGCGGAACAACAAGAGGAAUGCGCUACUGCAUGCAAUACAUGGAAGGAUCAAACAACGAGUCUGGGAAUAGAGUCCGUUCAAAAAAGCCCGAGAGUGUGUUGACAAUAUUAUCUGGCCUCGACGCAUAGAACUACAGCACAUUUAACUCCUCGCUGUCGACGAUGUGCUCAGUGAGCACGACUCACGACUGUUGGGAAGGGGCUUCUUUUGUACGGUAGUGAGGCCCAUGGCGGUGGAUGCAUGACUCUGUCGUUAUGUCAGGCGAGUUCCUUUUUGCCUGCUUACGGUGUAGCUGUGUCAUCUCUGGCUUUAUCACCUGGAGAAUAUGCUCGUCCGAUCUUACAGCCCAGCGAUAUUCACUAUAACACCUUUGUGUCAGGCCAAAAACGGCGACGAUUGCUCGGGUUUAGGAUAGUACGUGAAUGGUUGAGCGGGGCUUUGCUAUUGCGGUAUCGCUCUUUCCUCACCAUCGUCAAUAUAUAUAAAACCUCAGUCGGCCGGGCGAUGACGGGGGAGGUAAAAAUCACAAAUGUUGAGAGACUCUACUAAUCAGCACCCAAGCGCAAUGUUGUUCCAUAUAGGGAAGUGGAGAGGCUGCAAAGGCUCCUUACGACUACCGUUUCUGUGUCCUUUCUGUCGACGGCGUCGACAUUCUCGAUGACUAACUGUAUCCGCUCUGCCACUAAUAAAUAAGGCCAUCAUCCUCCGAUAUCAUUGCCUCUAUGUCCUUGCUUUUGCCAUGUGCCAGCACAGACCAUGUGGCAUCAAAACUCAUAAUAUAUCGGUAAAUUUCGAUACUUAUCUACCAACCUGUUGUGUGACUGCUCGAAUAAACUAUAUUGGCAAGUCCGAACGGUGAGGGCUUACGUUGAGCCGCCAGAUAUGUCGCCCCUCAUAGUAUAUAGUAUUAGGGUCGUUUUGGAAGUGGAGAGAAUGGUGGGACGUCCAGUGACUGCUCGGAACAUACCCUGUUCUUCGCAGACCGACGACUGUGGACCGGAGGUGGAAACCAUCUUUGGCCGCUGAUCAAGGUAUAUAUAUCUACGCACCCUGCUUAUUGGCCAACCCUAAGAAAACAGUUAGAUUCACCUUAUCAUGAAUUGACGGAAGCCUCUCCGUAAAUCGAUGGCGCUCGAGCAGACGAUGUCCGUGGCAAACCGUCUAGACAUUUUCUUUUGCCCGGACGGAUUGUUCGAUUCCAUUUCAUAUCUGUCCGAGCUGCAUUUGAUCAUGAUGGGUCGUAUUCCAUUGCAUUGCACGGUGGGCUACUGUGCUGACCUUCAACUAUGCCAUUGGAAGCUUUCAGCAGGCCGGAAGGAGUUUGUCUACGCCCCAUCUGACCCGGUACUCAUGCCAUGGCCUGUUCGUCGUAGGUGCUGCCGUCGUUCCCAGGGUGGGGGAGAUAUGCGCUCAUCUGCGGAUUUCAUUUGGCACAGUCCACUACAUUAG
Molecule: messenger RNA, 1753 nt
Organism: Aspergillus alliaceus
Lineage: Eukaryota; Fungi; Ascomycota; Eurotiomycetes; Eurotiales; Aspergillaceae
Exons: 1
Coding region: 545-853 (102 amino acids)
Source: RefSeq, a predicted model, not a curated record